This is a messenger RNA of Trichoderma harzianum CBS 226.95, 1697 nucleotides long. RefSeq lists its product as hypothetical. The record is from RefSeq and is a predicted model, not a curated record. NCBI's taxonomy places the organism in Eukaryota, Fungi, Ascomycota, Sordariomycetes, Hypocreales, Hypocreaceae. Gene Ontology annotation, biological process: L-serine catabolic process; L-threonine catabolic process. Bases 180 to 1262 code for a protein of 360 amino acids. The transcript is spliced from 2 exons. Gene Ontology annotation, molecular function: pyridoxal phosphate binding; threonine deaminase activity; L-serine ammonia-lyase activity.
ACAUACUGUAUCGCUUCAACGCUCACUUACUUGUCCAUUCCAAUCGUUGUUUAUGUAUUUUUCCUUGUCAUAGAACGUGACCAAUCACGACUUAGCAAAGCAUAUUUUGGGCAUCAACAUCACUUACCGAGAAAGAAUUGAAUCCCAAUCAUCUCUCCUUAGCAUCUCCAUCAGCAACCAUGGGGUCAGAAAUCCACACAAAGAUCCCCUACAUCGAAACCCCACUCAUCAAAUCACACACUCUAUCAGAAGUCGCUGGCUGCAAUGUCUUCCUUAAGCUGGAGAACCUCCAACCCUCAGGGUCCUUCAAGUCUCGCGGCAUAGGCAACUACAUGAUGGCCAAACUCGCCGCUCAAGGCGCAGACACCAGCAAGGUCCAUUUCUACUGCUCGUCCGGAGGCAACGCUGGGCUGGCAUGUGUCCAUGCCGCCAUCACACUGGGUUGCCGGGCCACCAUCGUCGUCCCGCUGUCGACUUCAGCCUUCAUGAUUGAGAAGUUGCGACAGGCCGGCGCCACUGACGUUAUUCAAAAGGGGGCCUCGUGGCAAGAGGCAGAUGACUACUUGACGGGAACGCUCAUGGAGGAAGCCCGUACCAAGGGAGACGUUGCCAUCUAUGUACCUCCAUUCAACGCUCAGGAGAUUUGGGACGGUGCCGCGGGCAUCUCGCACGAAAUCGCAAGACAAAUUCCCACAAUGACCAAACACUAUCCAGUAUCCAUCGAGGGCGUGUCAGAUGACGACGUGACGGCACGCAUAGGCAACGUCGAUGCCAUUAUCUGCAGUGUCGGUGGAGGUGGCCUCUUGUCCGGUGUCGUGCAGGGCCUCGACGACCUCUCCAUGCAACAGACUCGAGUCAUUGCCGUUGAGACUCUCGGAGCAGACUCUCUCCAUCAGGCAGUCCAAAAGGGAGAGCUGAUUACCCUGCCCGCCAUCACUAGUCUUGCCACCACCCUAGGCGCGAGAAGGGUCUGUCAAAGGGCCUUUGAGUACGGACUCCGUGAACAGGUCUCAACCGUGGUGCUCUCCGACGCCGAAGCUAUUGCCGCCUGUAAGCGGUUCGCAAGCGAGGAGCGCUUCCUGGUUGAGUUGUCAUGUGGAGUCGUUCCCGCGGUGGUGUACAGCGGCCGGCUGAAGGAGUUGAUUCCCGGACUCAACAAGAAUAGUGUGGUUGUGCUUGUGAUAUGUGGAGGGUGCAAUAUCUCCUACGAAUUACUCGAGCACUAUGUCACAAGCCAAGCAGCCGCGGCACACACAAGCUGAUUAGCCCACAAGAAACGACAAGGAGAUGGCGACGGAAGAUGAAUCUAGACUAUUCGCCGAGCAAGGGACGGACCGUGGUAUCCCUCCGUGAUACAUAGAAAGGUGGCGAACCGGUCAAGAGAAGUGUAAAUUUAGACAUGAGUGAAAGGCAUCCACCCCGUUCCUGGUGGUAUUAAUCAAUGUUACCGUGGCGUACGGAAUCCUCCGCUGGGUGUCUUUUGUUGCCCGGCUAGGCCAGGAGGACGCUCUUGGCGUGUCACUAUCGGGUAAAAACGAAGAACAAAAAGAGACUCGCCUAUUGGUUAGUGGUCAUAUUUCAUUUAAUUUGCCGCGUGCGCUGUAUUAGUAUUGAUCCGUUCGGGAAAUAAUAUGCUUAGCGAAGUCAUCUAUUUGGCGACCCUCCAAACAGUGAGGCUGAUCGAUAUGAGAUGAGCA